AUGGCCAAUCAAGCGUCAACGACGCCAGCGACGCUCCCCGGGCCUCUCAGGCGGGACAGCUGGAACAAACUUCCAGGCUUUGGUCUCCCGUUGACGGACAUGCCUCGCCAAUGGAAGGACCGUGGUAACGGCCGCACUCGGUUUCCGAAUGCCAUUUCAGACUGGGCCGUCGAGGGUGUGACGGUUAGGGAACGGACAAUGCUCGAGUUUAUCAACCUGAUCACUGACAAACCGGACUGGGAUCGAAAGGUCUUUGAUGAAGGCAUCGUCCAGAAGUGGCGGCUGGAGAGUGCGGCGCAUGGGGCUGAUUUCUCCGAGAAGAUGUUUGAUUUUUGCGUUCUCGAGCUUCGAGACAAAGCCAAACGGUUUCAAGAGACUGGUAUGGUGGCUGUUCUGGACACUCAGGCCGCUGUAGUCAAAUCUGACAACAUCAUUCCGCCUGAACUCCAAGAAACGCUUCGCUCCGCAAUUCUGCCUCUGGAGGACGUUCCGGAGAACGAAAAGGACUGGCACCCAGGAUCUGACGGGAAGGUCCUUGAUCUGGUGCACCCAUCCUUAUUUCCUCUGAUCUAUGGGAGAUCUCGGAUACUACCAAAAGCCCGAGUAGGGCUCGCAGAUUGUUUGGAGCGUUGCGGUAGUGGUGAAGUCGUCCCUGACAAUGACGACGAUCUAAACUGGCCGCCGAGCAACGUGCCGUGGCUUAAUGCCUCCGAUGAUUCACCAAAUUUUUGGUCGAACCAAUUCCAGUGGCUGCCCUGUGAUGUUCAUUUCACCGCAGACGAUGGUGUCAAGAUUUCCAGCUACAUCAAUAACUUGCACCCUAUACAGCAUGCGGGUCUCUAUGGUGUUAUCGAACAGUUCAUCACAAAGACGAUCCCAUUAUGGGAUGAAACACUAACGCGUUUUCAUCCAAGGCUGCGAAUUAAUGUGGACCACGACGAAUGGGAGUAUCCACUGGGACGUUCACGUCCCCCUCAGGACGACGAUCCGCCCUCCGAUGACGACUACUUUUGGGAACUCGAGCACGACUGGGAGAUGACCAACCGCGUGCUCAUCCAGCCAGAGCCCGUGGAAUACACCAACCGUUACACCUCAAUUCCGGAUUGUCCGGUCAAUCUAAGACAACAAUUCAGGAAACAAGGCCUUCAGGUCAUCGUAAAGCUAGCCAACAUACAUCUGACACCGGGGACAGAGUACAAAGGCGGCUCGUGGCACGUGGAGGGUGCUCUGAACGAACAUAUUUGUGCCACGGCUAUCUACUACUACGAUUCCGUGAAUAUCACUGAGAGCUUCCUUGCCUUCCGGCAACGUGUCGAUCCAGAGGAAAUGCUUAUGAAGCCAAACCAGGGCGACUGGGUUGGCAUCGAACAGCUCUACGGCAUUGAGAAUGAAGGUGCCGCGGUCCAGCCCGUCGGCCUCAUCAACACCCGUCAAGGCCGUCUCCUCACCUUUCCCAACGUUCUCCAACACCGCGUCAACCCCUUCCGCCUCGCCGACCCCACCAAACCCGGUCACCGCAAGAUUCUGGCUCUCUUUCUCGUAGAUCCACACAUUCGCACCAUAUCAACGGCCAAUGUGCCGCCACAGCGACAGGAUUGGUGGACCCACGAGCUGAGGAGACAAGACACGAGGCUGGCAAGGCUGCCUGAGGAGCUGUUGGGGCAUGUUAUGAGUUAUGUGGAUUUCCCGAUUGGAAUCGAAGAGGCGAAAGAGGAAAGGUUGAGGUUGAUGGCGGAGAGGGCGGUGAUUGAUCAUGGAGUCAACGAUGAGUACGAGAAGGUAGAAGGACUCGACGUCUGGUCUUUCGUGUGUUGA
Coniosporium apollinis CBS 100218 is the source of this 1815-nucleotide messenger RNA. RefSeq lists its product as uncharacterized. The transcript is spliced from 3 exons. NCBI's taxonomy places the organism in Eukaryota, Fungi, Ascomycota, Dothideomycetes. The coding region runs from base 1 to 1815 and encodes 604 amino acids. The record is from RefSeq and is a predicted model, not a curated record.